UCUACUGGAGGACAGGCGUUGUUCUUCACACAAGAGGACUGAAACGGGUCCAGUUAAGAUAGACUCAGAGCUUAAAUACAGGCCGAUAUGAGCCAGUGAGAUCACACAUAAGAGAGCACUGAUCAUCUUUAAUCACUAUGACGACGCAGCGCUCUUGAUCAGCAUCAGCAUCAGCAUCAACCGCAUCAUCCGCCCUGCUCAGGUGCGCCGCAUCCAGUGGAGAGGAUGGACUUCAAAGAGCUGGUGGACACCGCGCAGAAAUGGUGCUCUGGAAACCCGUUCGAUUUGAUUUUCGCCGAGGACAUGGACGAGAGGCGCCUGGACUUCUACGCCGAGCCCGGUGUGUCGUUCUACGUGCUCUGCCCGGACAAUCUCACCGGAGGAACCGAGAAUUUUCAUGUGUGGAGUGAGAGCGAGGACUGUCUGCCAUUUCUGCAGUUAGCACAGGACUACAUCUCAUCCUGCGGGAAGAAAACACUGCUGGAGGUGCUGGAUAAAGUCUUCAGAUCCUUCAGGCCUCUGCUGGGUCUUCCAGACAUUGAUGAUGACACAUUCGACCAGUAUCAUGCAGACAUGGAGGAGGAACCAGAGCCAGACCACCAGCAGAUGGGUGUGAGCCAGCAAUAAUGCCCAGCAGAGAGGCUCCACGCUGGGCCACAGUCUCUACUUCAGCCCCCUCUCUCUGAACCUUAUUUACCUGGCUUUUCUUCUUAUAUACACACACAGGCUCUUUUUUUGUGUCUCACACACACACAUACACACACACACACACACUGCAUCAUUACACCCUUUGAUAUCUGGACAGCUUUUCCUGCAUCAUGGUUCUAGCUUUUUCCUCUAAAUUAUUUUCAUAUCACUCUACUUAACUCAUAUCACAUUCAACCAGAGAUAAAACAAAUAGCUCACUCUCAAUAAUUCUGUUUAAAUCUACGCUCAGUAACCUGUGACAGGAUAUGACAUCAAAAGUUAGCAGACCAAAAACCAUGGUUAAAUUCACAAUCGCAUACAACAAUACGAAUCUUACUAAUUCUAUAGCAGAAAUAGUGAGAGUAGUAUGCGAUUCUGAAUUUUGCCACGUUCGGAAUGGAAUACUAGAGUACUACUUACUGCACAGUAUAUAAAGUAUGCUGCUUACUAUUUCUCAAAAAUACAGUGUGAAACAGUAUUCAGUAUGUAACGAUAAACGUUUUAUACAGUACUAUGCUACAUUGUUGUCACUUAUUACCCGCAUGUUUAAGUGGCGUCCAGUUAUCAUCUUGAAAAUGAAUAUUUAGCAUUUUUUAAAUCUAAUUAUGUGUAAAAAUGUCUUAACUUUUGGCAGGCUGAUCAAAUAGUGAGUCACAAAGGAGAUGUUAAACUUGUUGUGCAUGAUAUUAAUUCCGGUUCAUUUGCCACACUGGAAAUGAACGGUCAAGUUGUGCACAUUGCAUUGUGAGAUACAAUAUUCUUUGCAUUGUGCUUUGGUUGUAUACUUUGCAAUAUAUUGCAGAAAUAGUGUGAGUAGUAUGGCAGUAUGCUAUUCCGAGCAGAGUCAUUGUUAAUUUGCUGCAGAAUAAUCAAAGAUAGCAUCACAGAGAACCCAGAACGACAUCAUAAUAUAAAACCAGAAAGUCAUAGAUAAUAGUUCUUAGUUAAGGUCCUUAAGGUCCAUUAUGGAAGUAUUGUGACUGAUGAAGGAACUUGACCUAGGGUGGUGAUUGACCUAACAGUGAAAUCCAUUGUAAAUGGCUCCAAAGUAUGUGCUAAAAGACAAAGAAAAAAAUAAUAAUAAUAAUCAAAUAACCAAAACUGCUUGCAAUUGCAUACAAAGUGUCUGUCAAUAAGGAUCAAAUCAGAUCAGAAGGUAAAGUCUCAGUUUCAGUGAGUGGGUUCUUUUACCUUGAUCAUUGUAUUGUAUGCCUUAUUGUCUUUUGAUAGGAUUAUUCUACAUAUAAGACCUGGUUUAUCUAUUCCUUUAUCUAUUAGAAAGAUCAACUCUGUCAUCUGACAGGUAAAAUGUCUGAACUAUCAUACAGUAGCCUAAUCUAAAGAAGUUCUUCUCUUAUUCUAAAAAUAAAGGUUCUUCAAUGGUUCUUUGGUUUAGCCAAAAAACUCUUCUCUAAGAUCCAUUUUGGCUUUAUAAGGUUCUUAAGUUGGCUAUAUGGUUCUUUUGAUAUUAAAAACUAGUUGUUGAUGUAACCAUUACGUGACCUCUUUAAAUCAUCAUGUAAUUAUAUGCUUCACUCUUAACAGUGCACAAAUUUGACAUGAUUUCAUGAUAUGAAAACGUCACAGUCUGUGCCACAGGAGGUCAGCAGAGGCUGAAUGUGUUUCUAAACCACAUACCGUGUGUGAAUUUGCUGAUCGUACACGUGUGGCUAUUAAACUUCCACUGUCUGCUUCUGUAGUGUCUUCCUGCACACGCUCAGUCUAAAGUGAAGUGUAGAGAUGAUGUUAUAUCAACAUUAUAUGGAAGUGUGUCACUGAGAUCAAAGCUGCUGUUUUUAAUUAAUGUUCUGUACUGGUUCUGUGAUUUGAUUUCUGUUUUUUAUUGUAUUUUAAUUUUUGUAUAUUUAAUUGUAUUUUAAUUUAAUGCGUUUUGUUUGUCUAAAGUUUUUCAGUGAUCGCACUCGCUUUUGGCACUAACAGUUUUAAUUAUAUCUUUAUCUUAACUGUGUACGUUUUUGUUGCAUCAUUUUAUUUAUUUGUUUGUUUGUUUUCUGAUCUCUUUGUGUAUAAAUCCAUGUGCAAAUUAUAUUUUAGAUUAUUUAUUAAUUUAAUUAUUUAAUUAUUUUCCUUUCUCUUUGUGUGUAAAUCCAUGUGUGAAUUAUAUUUUAUAUUAUUUAUUUAUUUAUUUAUUUAAUCAUUUUUCUUUCUCUUUGUGUGUAAAUCCAUGUGUGAAUUAUAUUUUAUAUUAUUUAUUAAUUUAAUUAUUAAAUUAUUUUUCUUUCUCUUUGUGUGUAAAUCCAUGUGUGAAUUAUAUUUUAUAUAUUAUUUGUUAAUUUAAUUAUUUCAUUAUUUUUCUUUCUCUUUGUGUGUAAAUCCAUGUGUGAAUUAUAUUUUAUAUAUUAUUUGUUAAUUUAAUUAUUUCAUUAUUUUUCUUUCUCUUUGUGUGUAAAUCCUUGUGUGAAUUAUAUUUUAUAUUAUUUAUUAAUUUAAUUAUUUCAUUAUUUUUCUUUCUCUUUGUGUGUAAAUCCAUGUGUGAAUUAUAUUUUAGAUUAUUUAUUUAUUUAUUUAUUUAAUCAUUUUUCUUUCUCUUUGUGUGUAAAUCCAUGUGUGAAUUAUAUUUUAUAUUAUUUAUUAAUUUAAUUAUUAAAUUAUUUUUCUUUCUCUUUGUGUGUAAAUCCAUGUGUGAAUUAUAUUUUAUAUAUUAUUUGUUAAUUUAAUUAUUUCAUUAUUUUUCUUUCUCUUUGUGUGUAAAUCCUUGUGUGAAUUAUAUUUUAUAUUAUUUAUUAAUUUAAUUAUUUCAUUAUUUUUCUUUCUCUUUGUGUGUAAAUCCAUGUGUGAAUUAUAUUUUAGAUUAUUUAUUAAUUUAAUUAUUUCAUUAUUUUUUUUUUCUCUUUGUGUGUAAAUCCAUGUGUGAAUUAUAUUGUUUAUUUAUAUAUCUAUUUAUCUGUUUUUGUUAUUUUUGUGUGUAAAUCCAUGAAAUGUGGAUGUGUCAGUCGCCUUUUUAACUAAUAGUUUAAUUUAUAAGAAGAAUGUUAAAAUCUUAAAAUGUGGUAAUUGAAAAUAUUGUAAUUGAUUUUAGUUGAAUAUUAAACAGCCUGUUGUCCAGACUCAUUAAGAAUUAAAUUGACGUAAAACUUGUUUGGGUCAGCAUGUACUGUAACCUCAAAUUCAAUAAUUAAAUUGUACCCGUA
Messenger RNA from Myxocyprinus asiaticus (Chinese sucker), 3839 nucleotides. It is a transcript of the gene mturn, whose product is annotated as maturin, neural progenitor differentiation regulator homolog (Xenopus). The coding region runs from base 226 to 627 and encodes 133 amino acids. Gene Ontology annotation, biological process: regulation of signaling; positive regulation of megakaryocyte differentiation. The transcript is spliced from 3 exons. The record is from RefSeq and is a predicted model, not a curated record. Gene Ontology annotation, cellular component: cytoplasm. NCBI's taxonomy places the organism in Eukaryota, Metazoa, Chordata, Actinopteri, Cypriniformes, Catostomidae.